Messenger RNA from Prunus avium (sweet cherry), 957 nucleotides. RefSeq lists its product as uncharacterized. NCBI's taxonomy places the organism in Eukaryota, Viridiplantae, Streptophyta, Magnoliopsida, Rosales, Rosaceae. The record is from RefSeq and is a predicted model, not a curated record.
AUGGACAAUCGGUUGCGACUUACAACUACAAUAGAGGGCAUUAGGUAUCUAGUAAAUCAAGCAUUGGCUUUUCGAGGUCACGAUGAAUCCGUUGACUCAUCUAACCGGAAAAAUUUCAUUGAAAUCUUAAAGUCUUUUGCAAGAAUGAAUAUAGAAGUUGAGAAGGUUGUCCUAAAUAAGGCUCCUCAUAAUGCUCAGUAUCUUGCUCAUGACACACAAAAACAGAUCUUGCAUAUUUUUGCUACCAAGGUGAAGAAGAAAAUUUGUAGCGAACUUGGGAAGAACAAAUAUUGUAUUCUUGUUGAUGAAUCACUUGAUGAAUCAGGUAAGGAACAAAUGUCUAUUAUUCUAAGAUUUGUUGAUUGUGAUGGAUUUAUUCGUGAACGCUUUUUCAAUAUUGUGAGUGUCAUAGACACUAAUGCCCUGACUCUUAAACAAGAGAUAUGCAAAGUGCUUGAUAAUAACAGCAUUCUAGUGGAAAACAUGCGUGGCCAAGGAUAUGAUGGUGCUAGUAAUAUGUGUGGUUCAUGGAAUGGAUUACAAGCAUUGUUUCUUCAAGAUUGUCCAUAUGCAUAUUAUGUGCAUUACUUUGCUCAUCGCUUGCAAUUAGCAUUAAACGGUGCGGCUAAAGAUGUGAAAGUUGUAUGGAGAUUUUUUUCAAUGUUGACUAACAUUGUAAAUUUUGUUAGUGCUUCUGCUAAGCGCUGUAAUGAGUUAAAUUUAAUUCGAAAAGCUAAACUCAAAGAGUUGUUGGAUUCUAGGGAAGUUGAGACAGGUAGAGGACUUAAUCAAGGUCGUAGUUUGAAACGAGCUGGAGUCACUCGUUGGGGAUCUCACUUUGCCUCUAUUACAAGUUUGAUGAGUUUAUUUAAAGAGACAAAAAUACUUCUCCAGGAAAUCAGUGAUUAUGGACCUAACCAACAAUUUCGUGAUGAUGCUGAGAAAUUGAAGGGAUAA